CAAAUGUUCCACGACACACUUCCUACGCUUUUCCACGUUUCCAUCUCACCAGAAACAUCCAGGUUUAUGAGRCCAACAUUAUGAGUAGUCACAUGGAGCGUGACGUAUUUAAAUCCCGCUCUGCUUGUAUGCAUAAAAACGCCUGAGAAGACCCACUGAUAUCAAACUUGAUUGAAUCCACAGACGAGCAAUUAAGGCUAGAGUAUAUAAUUGUACUUGGACUGGAAGUUGAAACUAACUGGACGCAGAUUGCUGAUCGACGGCAACACGAGUCAGGAAGAUUGCAUGGUUCAGUUAUCCUCUGCUCUAAAAGAAAACAUGAAUUCUUCAAAAAUUAUACGACCUAACGCCCAAAUCCUGAACAGAGAGUUCGGUGAGCGAUCUCAAGCUGUGGUCAUUAUAGAGACUUCCUCGUUGAUCUUCAUCAACUUGCUUGCCUUAUUAGGCAAUACUAUGGUUGUCAUAGCAUUUUUAUCAAAACCACGCCUUCGCAACAUCACUAAUACAUUCAUCAUUGCACUGUGCAUGUCAGAUAUCGUGAUGGCGCUGUUCCCUAUGCCAUUGUCCGUGGGCGCGCUUAUGGUUGGAGAGUGGCCAUUUAGUGGAAUAACAUGCACUAUACAGGGAUUCAUGGUGACKUUUUUAGCAUUUGUAUCYCUACAAAUCAUGGCUUUGACAGCUGUCAAUCGUUAUUACAAGAUAAAGAAACCUAUAAAAUGCAAUGCUGUUUUUAAAAUCCGGAAUACUGUACUCAUGAUAUUGGCGGCGUGCUUGUUUUCUUUAGGGGUGUCUAUAUCGUUUGUCUUCACAGCUAACGACUACGUCUUUGCRUUUCAUCCUGGUAAAAUCAUUUGCGUACCCAUCAGCCAUAGUAUGAUGUACUCAUUYAUUUACACAGCAGUGUCAAGCCUGUUUUUUGUUAUCUUGCCAGCUGCUGUCAUCGUUAUUUGUUAYUCUAAAGUYUUUAGAAAACUGAAGCAUCAUAAUCAGCGAGUCAACUACAGAAUUGGACAAGUGCAUGAARUGAAUCCUGUAUCUAUCAGUAUGCGUCGUGAAUCUCAAUUAAGUCGACUGGAAGUUCUAAUAUCGAGAACUCUAUUCGGGACAGUACUUGGUUUUUUCAUAUGCUGGAUUCCAUGCUUUGGAAUAGACAUUGCUGAUGUUAUGGUCCSAGACGCGUUAGAUCGAAGAGUUUAUCUCGUGUAUAUGUACUUAGCUUACACGUCGAGCGCUAUAAAUCCUMUCAUUUAUGGGAUGCUUAACCCUUCGUUCAGAAGAGAGUUCCUUAACGUCCUCUCUUGUAGAAAGAGAAAAGAAAUCCGGGCAUAGAAGCAUAGAAGCAGAGUUCARWGRGCAWGUAGAUUGGGAAGACACUGAUAAURUASAAMGAGUCUAGUCCAGAAGUACAGCAAAAUAGAARCAGAUCAAAAACACGGCACAUAAUAAAGCAGCCAUGUUGAAAAUGACGUCAUCUAAUAUGGCGGACAAAUUUAAAAUUGUACAUUUCAUUGCGCCGAGUUGUGAUUUUUCCCUUAAUGCACCGCGUGCAUUACAGAACAAGAAACGAGUGUGCAAAAAUGCAWUGAAUACAACAGCGAUCUGGCUCAAACGUAUACAAACAUAAUUGACAGUGUUCUCCUGGAAAAACUACGACUCCUUUCAUCAAAAUACACACAUUUGUCGAGUAAUUACAAUGUAACUUUAAUUUUUUAGUAUUAUUAUCCCGCGACCAGACACUUAAUCCAUGAAACAAUAGCACCUUGUCAGACGACAAAUCACUUUUGAUAAUCAAACCAAUGAUAGAAAUAAAAAAAUAUAAAGUACUCGUUGUG
This is a messenger RNA of Exaiptasia diaphana, 1832 nucleotides long. Its product is annotated as beta-2 adrenergic receptor-like. Gene Ontology annotation, molecular function: G protein-coupled receptor activity. The transcript is spliced from 2 exons. Bases 286 to 1329 code for a protein of 347 amino acids. Gene Ontology annotation, cellular component: membrane. Gene Ontology annotation, biological process: G protein-coupled receptor signaling pathway. NCBI's taxonomy places the organism in Eukaryota, Metazoa, Cnidaria, Anthozoa, Actiniaria, Aiptasiidae. The record is from RefSeq and is a predicted model, not a curated record.